Messenger RNA from Vespula pensylvanica (western yellowjacket), 2198 nucleotides. RefSeq names its product tubulin glycylase 3A-like. Gene Ontology annotation, molecular function: protein-glycine ligase activity, initiating. Bases 196 to 2151 code for a protein of 651 amino acids. Gene Ontology annotation, biological process: cilium assembly; protein polyglycylation; cilium movement. The transcript has 11 exons. NCBI's taxonomy places the organism in Eukaryota, Metazoa, Arthropoda, Insecta, Hymenoptera, Vespidae. The record is from RefSeq and is a predicted model, not a curated record. Gene Ontology annotation, cellular component: cilium.
GAAAUGGUUUCUUCGAAAAUGCUAGUAACAUCGAUCAACUGUCGAUUAUCUAUCGAUCACCUGUCAAUCGUAUACAUAAAUAUAUAACUUAAAAUUGAAAGUAAUGUCACGAUCGAUAGGUUAAUAUUUUGUUGAUAUAUAUUUAUAAAUUCGUAGUAAAAAAUUUAUAGUUGCAAAACAUUAUAAAAAUGCAAUAUGCAAUGGGAACAAACAGAAUGCAUAUACUCUCGAGGAGACAAUGUGGUAUCCUCGGACAAAGAUACUUGGAUCGAGAAUUCGAAGAAUGAUUAUGAUAAUAUAAAAAAUAUUGAUCCUAAAUGGCAAAUAUCUUUAAUUUCAGAAAAUUGUAUGAUCAAAAAACAUAAUCAAGGUUGGCAGAUCUGUCCGAAAAAUAUGGAUGAAAAUCAGGAGGACGUGAAGAUUAUAGUCGAAGAGAAAAAAAGUGCUGCUAUAUGUUGUAACCGUGACAAUAUCGAUGAUCUUUUGGAAGAAGAAAAUAAAGAAAACGAAUCCGAUCAUGGCAGUAUAUUGUUAAAAGAAUGUUUGAGACUAUUAACAACCUCCGACGCAAGAAUUAAUUUCAUAUUAAAAAUUUUAACGAAAGCUUUGAACGAACGCAAGAUUUUCGUGAUUUCUGGAAUAUUCCCGGUAAUAAGAAGACCUUUGAAUAAACGUGGUUGGAUUGAAAAAAAAGCUAUUAGAAAAAUGAUUUCGUUGGCAUGUGUAACGAACGAAGGCGGAUUAGACCAAGUAGAGAAGUUAUUACGACAACCUGCUAACUUUAUAUGGUAUACCAACAAGAAGGCAGUUGCGAUACGAACGGACGAAAAAACGUUAAUAAACAAAUUUGCAGGAUGUUAUUUCACGUCAAAAAUCGAUAUGUGUAAUAAUUUAGAAAACGUUUCUUGGUUUUACGAAGCUGGUGUAUCUAACAUUCAAUUUCCUCGAUGUUACAAUUUUUAUCAGACCAUACAAAUCGAAGAAUUCAAACACGAUUUUUAUAUCACUGCAUGUACUGGAAUUUUGAAAUGGUUUUUGUUUUUAACAAGUAUAGCAGGACCUAACUCUGCAUGGGCUCCGGAUGGAACAAUUCCUAUAAAUGCAAUUUUAUUUGCUCUCGAACGUUGUGUGGAAUAUUUAAGCGUAAGAAUACACGAAGACAUAGAUAGAGAUGAUUACAAAGACGCUCCUGCAACCGUUUGGAAUCAAUUUUUAGAUUGGUAUGGAAAUAUAAUAAAUCAUCAUGCCAUUUUAAAAACAAAUGACAAGGUUGAUAUAAACGAACUGUUAACGUUAACUGAUAACAUUUUAAGAGAGAUGUCAAAGUGUCGUCCACAAAGUCGUGUUGAUGGUAUGCGAAAUAUAUGGAUUUUAAAGCCUGGUGAUAAGAGUCUAGGAAGAGGUAUUGUUCUUAAAAAUUCUUUGAACGAUAUAUUGCAUAAAGUAAACCAAGCUGCGAAGGAGGGAAUGCAAUAUGUUGUUCAGAAAUAUAUUGAACGGCCAUUACUUGUUCACAAGACAAAAAUAGAUGUUAGACAGUGGUUUCUAAUAACCAGUACGCAACCGCUCAUUGUAUGGAUGUAUAAAGAUAUUCUAAUACGCUUUGCAUCAAGAAAUUUCACGCUCGACGAUUUCCACGAGUCUAUUCACUUGUGUAAUACAACUGUGCAAUACAAAUAUAGAAAAUUACCUAGAACCAAUCUACAUUUACCAAACGAAUUCCAUUGGGAUCUUCAAAAUUUUAAAGACUAUCUCAGAUCGAGAAACGAAGAGACAGCAUGGGAAAAAAUUAUCAGACCAAGUAUCAAACAGAAUCUGAUAGGUGCCCUAUUAGCAUCUCAGGAUUAUAUGGUGAAUCGGAAGAAUAGUUUUCAAUUAUAUGGUGCAGAUUUUGUAAUAAUGGACGAUUUUUCUGUUUGGCUCAUUGAAAUCAAUACGAAUCCUCGAUUACAUCCACCUAGUAGUACUGUUACUGCAAAACUUUAUCCAGAAGUUAUCGAAGACACCAUAAAAAUUAUUAUAGAUCGUCGAAAAGGUCGAAAGACGUUACAUGGUAAAUUCGAAUGCAUUUUCAAACAACGUCAUGCAUUUUAUGGGGUCAACGUUUUAGGUCAAGGAACAAGUCUUGGUAUACGAGGGAAAAAAAUCUGAUAUUAACGUUCUGAUCUAUUAAAAAAUAACGAAUAAGUCCGUAAAAA